Messenger RNA from Phymastichus coffea, 2697 nucleotides. RefSeq lists its product as uncharacterized. The transcript is spliced from 5 exons. The record is from RefSeq and is a predicted model, not a curated record. Gene Ontology annotation, molecular function: protein-containing complex binding. NCBI's taxonomy places the organism in Eukaryota, Metazoa, Arthropoda, Insecta, Hymenoptera, Eulophidae. Gene Ontology annotation, biological process: protein transport to vacuole involved in ubiquitin-dependent protein catabolic process via the multivesicular body sorting pathway. Bases 209 to 2299 code for a protein of 696 amino acids. Gene Ontology annotation, cellular component: ESCRT I complex.
UCAACUAUGCAGAAAACAAGUAUUAAACAAACUCCUGAUAUAAUUCGUUUAUAACUUUAAUGAAAAUGUAGUAAACACUGUUGAUGAUUUUUAAAUUGAUAAAAAAUAAUUUAUUUGUCAUUAUUAUAAGCAUUAAUUUUCACUGUUUAUCAUUAUUUUAUUUUAUUAAAUUUACUUGCAAGUUUUGAGAUCAUUUCAAAUACUUAAAAUGAAUAAAUCAUCUGCAAAGGUAAUAGAUGAAGUAGAUAUUUCAAUACCAGAAAGAAAAAGAGAGUAUACAAAACGUUGGAUUGAAGAAAAUCCACUUCUAGAUGUAUGUUCAAGAGUUGAUUACAAUGAACCAAUGCCUGAUGUAUUGUGUGGCUCAUCCAAUCAAGUUGAAAAACAAUUGUUUACACCUCCUCAAUCACCAGUCUUGGGUGAAAAGCGUACUGCUUCAUCACCAGUCUUUGGAGGGCUUAGAAAAAAUUUUAAACGAUUGAAAAUUUUGUCGAAGAUAACUGAAUUCGCUGAAGAGAAUCCUAGUUGUUCUAAAUCAAUAUUAAAAGAAAAUUAUACUAAAAAUAAACUUGGUUCAGAGAUGAAUAAUGAUCCAUACUUCUUAGAAAAAACAAAGAUCUCAGAGCUUCAAGAUACAUUCAAUAUUUCAUUAAUUUCAGAUAAAUCUUAUAAUGAUAAAUCUCAUAAUGUACAAAAAAAUGCUAUAAAAAUUGAACCACAUACAACUCAAUUUAUUGAAUCAGUAUCCAGUGAUAAUUAUAGUGAAAUAACUGAAUUUAAAGUACAGGAAGCUGCCAGCGAUACAGAUAAAACUGCUAGUGAUCUUAUAGAAGAUAUAAAUAGUCAAUUAAUUUAUGAGUCGUCUCAAAAAUUAAAACAAGCUAUUCACUCUCAAAAGAUUUCAACUCCAUCAUCUACAUCAUCAGAGCAAACAACUGAUGAACACAUUAUAGAAUCAAAUACCAGAGACCAAACUGAUCCUCAAUGUACAGAAAUAUUUAAUUCUGCAGAUCAAAUAGAUAGCAUUAGUACUUUUGAAUCAAAGGAAGAAUCAAGUAAAAUUUCAUAUAUUUUACAAUAUACAUUUGAAAAGCCACUGAAGAAAAGAAAUCCUAAAAAAGGCAGCUUAUCAGAGUUACUACAAUCAACAAUGGCAAAAGAAAGAUCAAGUGUAAAUUUAUUAAGACACCAAUUAUAUAGAAAUCCUCUCAAUGUGGUAGACAUGCCAUUUGUUUUAUUACAAACUUUACAUUACUUGCCUAAUUUCAAUGGCAAUCAAUUUGUGCAAUGUAGUUUAAUAGAAGACAGUGCGGAUCUCUUAAAAAAUGUAGUAAAGAAAAAAGCAAAUAUAACCGUAAUGAAUGUACCUGAACUUUCUAGUUUACUAAACGUUAAUCAAAAGCCAGUAUUAAAGGUUUAUGAACCUUGGACUGUUGUAGAUCCAAAGCAAUUACUGAUUCAUGUUACCAGAUUUAUUGCAAUUCCAAGCAGCAAACAAAUUCUUGAUUUUAAUAAUAUAGAUAAAAGAGCUUUAGAAUUGACUAAAGAAUUUCAUUGUCCUUGUAUUGAUAAGAAUAUUUUGUCAAAUGAAUGUAACUCUAAAUUUAGUGGUGAUUGUGCCAAGAAUUCCGUGAAAAUGAUUUUUAAUUAUAAAGAGAAAAUGUCAGCCAUUCAAGAUCGUCCAGAACUUUACGAAGAAGUAAAAUUAUACAAGAAUGCUAGAGAACGAGAGAAGUAUGAGAAUCAAGCUGAUUUGUAUGCCGUUGUGAACACUUUACAACACUUAGAAAAAGCUUACAUCAGAGAUUGUGUGACACCUAAAGAGUACACAGCAGCAUGCAGCAAAUUGUUAGUUCAAUACAGAGCAGCUUUCAAGCAGGUUCAAAGUGAUCAGUAUCCAACAAUUGAUGCAUUUGCCAGAGCUUUCAAGCUUGAUUGUCCAGCAGCUCUUGAGAGAAUUAAAGAGGACAGGCCAAUCACAAUCAAAGAUGAUAAGGGCAAUACAUCAAAAUGCAUUGCCGACAUAGUUUCACUGUUUAUUACGAUCAUGGAUAAGUUACGCUUGGAAAUCAAAGCUAUGGAUCAACUUCAUCCAGAUCUCAGAGAUCUAAUGGAUACCAUGAACAGACUUAGUAUACUUCCAAGUGACUUUGAUGGAAAACAGAAAGUUGCGGAGUGGCUCCAAACUUUGAAUAAUAUGUCUGCUUCAGAUGAACUAUCAGAUACGCAAGUUAGACAAUUAAUUUUUGAUUUGGAAACUUCUUACAAUGCAUUCAACAAGGUUCUUCAUAAUUCUUAAAUUUCAAUACUAAAUUACUUGUGAUUUUAUGAUUCCAGAACAAAUUCUCAUUAUACUUCUUUUUUUUUAUGAUUACCAUCAAUAGUAUUUAUAAAAAAAUAUUCUUUUUUUAGUCCAUUAUCUAUUUAUUUGAAAAAAUUUAUUAGUUAUUUUGUCCAAAAGAAUGUGCAAGUGAAAUUUACAUUUCCAGUUAACAUCAUAGUACUUGUUAAGAGAUUGUUAUCACUUACACUGCAGCAUUACAUGUUUUUUAAUGUAAAACUAUGUUUUAAAUCAAAUUAGAAUCAACAUAUUUUUAAAUGUUACUCUCGCUAUAUAAAUACAAUGUAUAUAUUUAUUUGAUAAGUACUGAAAUAUAGUUUUAGAAAAAGGAAAUCCAUAUUGUAUUUUUAGUACAU